GGUGGGCGGGGCGCUGUUACGGUGUGUGUGGGUCAGAGUGCUUGUGCCCGGCGUCUCUCUCUCGCGUGAAACAUGGCUCCCAGAGAGGGCGCAGAGCGGGGCUCCGUCAUGGACGGGAUCAGGGCCAUUUUAUUGGGGCCACCCGGAGCCGGCAAGGGAACCCAGGCUCCAAAAUUGGCAGAAAAAUACUGCGUUUGCCAUCUUGCCACAGGAGAUAUGCUGAGAGCCAUGGUGGCUACAGGUUCAGAGCUAGGAAAACGUUUGAAGGCCACAAUGGAUGCAGGGAAACUGGUCAGUGAUGAGAUGGUGGUAGAGCUGAUUGAGAAGAACCUGGAUACAGCGCCAUGUCAAAAGGGUUUCUUACUGGAUGGGUUUCCUCGCACUGUCAAACAAGCAGAGAUGCUCGAUGAUCUUCUGGAAAAGCGACAGGAAAAGCUGGAUUCCGUUAUUGAGUUUUGUGUGGAUGACUCACUGCUUGUGCGUAGGAUCUGUGGGAGAUUGAUACACCAGGCAAGUGGGCGGUCGUACCAUGAGGAGUUUAAUCCACCUAAAGAACAUUUGAAAGAUGAUAUAACUGGAGAACCUCUGGUGAGACGCUCUGAUGACAAUGAGACGACUUUGAAGUCACGGCUGGAGGCUUAUCACACCAUGACUGCACCAUUGGUGGAAUAUUAUCAGCGCCACGGAAUCCACACUGCAGUGGAUGCUGCACAGUCUCCAGAUGUGGUGUUUGCAAGCAUCCUGGCAGCUUUCUCCAAAGCUCGCACGCACUGAUUUCCAACCCUCCUGGAGUGUGUUGUCUGCAGGCAUGAAAUCCUAUGCACAAGAGUAGGGCAGUGCAUGAUAACUGAUGACUGAGUUGACUCGCCGAUUCCUCUGCUGCUGUGUGGUGCUCCUCCAUUGUAGUAAAAUGUUAUUGCAUUCGUCAUCUGACAGUCUUACAAUUUUAGCUGUAGAAGCUACAGCGUGUCUUACCUCAUUGUUGAGGUGUGUAUGUGACGAAACCAUUACACAUAAACCAUGUCUUCCUUGUUAUCCCUCAGGUACAAACAGCUGACCUAGGUCCGGUGGAAAGACUGUGACAAUAGAUAUGAAUGGUUUAAAUGAGCCCAUAAUAUAUACACUCUGGGAACCUCCAUGUUAUCACCUGUUAAGGAUCAUGGACUGAAUAUUCAUUAACCCUAGAAACAUUUUGUCAAAGCUGUGGUUGUUGGUGUUUGCAGAGGCACUAGCAAUAGGCUAUCUCUAUUUAGGUACCAAAACCAGUAUAAAAUAAACUGCAAAUAUGUAAUAAGGUGACACCUUAUAAGCUACGAAUCCUGACGGGACUCUUUCAUACGUUCUGAUAAAAACUUGAUCAUUUGUCUAUUGCUUACUUCCAAAUCUAAACACUGUGCCUUAUGUGAUUACCAAAGCAAUAAACAGUGUGCGAAAGUGA
This is a messenger RNA of Pseudophryne corroboree (corroboree frog), 1438 nucleotides long. It is a transcript of the gene AK2, whose product is annotated as adenylate kinase 2. The record is from RefSeq and is a predicted model, not a curated record. The transcript has 7 exons. Gene Ontology annotation, molecular function: AMP kinase activity; ATP binding. Gene Ontology annotation, biological process: ADP biosynthetic process. Bases 73 to 774 code for a protein of 233 amino acids. NCBI's taxonomy places the organism in Eukaryota, Metazoa, Chordata, Amphibia, Anura, Myobatrachidae. Gene Ontology annotation, cellular component: cytoplasm; mitochondrion.